AGAAAAUUAUGAAACUGAAAUAUCUCUCUUUGGUUGUAUUAUUAAUCUUUGUGGGUAUAGAAUAAGCUGUUACAUAGUUUUGUCUUUGUAAAGCUUUAACCUUUAUUCUCUCUCUUAUUUAUUGGGUUAUAAGGGUCACCUUGUGUUUUAUAUUUAGAACUAGGGAAAUAGAGAUCCAUUGAUUUUGUUUUUUCAUUUCUCCCCAUUUGGGUUCUGACCCAUUAAUCUUUUCUGUUUUUCUAAUAUUGGGUAUCUGUUUGUUUCCUGGGAAAAGAUCUGAGAAAGAAAAAGAAAACAUUUUUGGGAAAGAAAAGAAGAUAGAAGAGAUGGGUGUUGAUUUAAGGCAAGUGGUGGCUGGAAUACUCACAUUGACAAUGUUUGUGAUGCUUGGGAAUAUGAUUAAAAGAGACCAUUUUGAUUCUGCUGUUGGUGAAACAUUCCCAGGAGAUAGACAUGUAAAUUUGGAUAAUGCCAAGAUUGCAAAGCAAGUUGUUAGUUUUCCAGAAAAGAGUGUAGUGCCAUGGAAAGAUAACAAUCAAGAACUGAAAGCAUGUUGGGCUAAACCAGGUUUAGAUGGUGUAGAGCAGACAAAUGGAUUUGUCAUAUUCUCUUUAACAAAUGGCCCUGAAUAUCAUGUUUCUCAGAUUGCUGAUGCGGUGGUAGUAGCAAGAUCUCUAGGAGCAACCCUUGUAGUUCCCGACAUUAGAGGAAACAAACCCGGUGACCAGAGGAGUUUCGAAGAAAUUUAUGAUGUCGAGAAGUUUGUGAAGAGCCUUGAAGGAGUGGUGAGAGUGACAAAGAAUCCUCCUGCUAAGCUAUCAACAAGGAAUCUUGCUGUUGUGAAAGUCCCUAAUAGGGUUACAGAAGAUUAUAUCGCGGAGCAUAUUGAACCAAUUUAUCGAAAUAAAGGAACUAUUAAGUUGGUUACUUACUUCCCUUCGGUAAACAUGAAAAAGGCGGACAAAGAGAGUCCUAGUGAUUCAGUUGCAUGUUUGGCAAUGUUUGGAACUUUAGAGUUGCAACCCGAGAUUCAAGAAGUAGUUGACUCGAUGGUUGAGCGUCUAAGAACACUGAGUCGAAAGUCAGAUGGGCAAUUUGUUGCAGUGGACUUGCGGCUUGAGAUGUUGGAGCAUAAGGGUUGCCUAGGAGAUGCUGAUUCUGGUACAAAAAGUUGUUAUAGCGCAGACGAGAUAGGUACCUUUUUGACAAAACUCGGGUUUAGCAAAGAUACCACAAUUUAUUUGACUGAAUCUAAGUGGGACAGCAGCUUAGACUACUUAAAAGAUGUCUUCCCAAAAACUUAUAUUAAGGAUGGGAUUAUACCUGCGGAUAAAAAAUCAAAGAUCUUGGAUUCGGACACUACUGAAUUCGAGAAGGUUGUUGACUUCUACGUGUGUUCUCAAAGCGAUGUAUUUGUUCCUGCAAUCUCGGGUCUGUUCUAUUCAAAUGUUGCCGGUAAGAGAAUUGCAUCGGGCAAGACACAGAUAAUUGUUCCCGCCGAUAUACCAAAAUCGUCUGCCUCUUUCGGGGAUUUCAUCACUCACUAUGUGACAAAGAAGAACCAUUUGGCAUACUCAUGCUUCUGCUAAAAGAGAGUUGAAUUGGAAUAUGGAUUAUUAGCAAAGAUAGCUUAAGUAACAAAAAAAAAACAUGGCAGCUGAGAAGAGAAGAGAAGAUAGAAAGGAAAGGUCAAAGGUCAAAGGUCAAAGGUCAAAGGUGUAUAAUGUUGUUAUGAUUUGGUUUUUGGAGAAACGUAUAAAAAGCUAAGUUACUAUGUGAAGUGAAGGUGAUUGUUUUGUUAGAGACUGCAUUUUGAUGGAAGAAGUUGCCAUCCCAUCCAUUCAUCCAUCAAACUCUUUCUUAUCAUGGUUCAUAUAUUGUUUAAUACAUUUCAAGACCCUUUUUUUUUUCUUACUCUUAUUUUUUAGGUUUAUUCUUUGUAAUGUCUUUAGUUGGCUUUCAAUUUUGUUUAAAACAAGAUUAUAGUUUGUGGUGGUGGCAACCCGAGAUGCAUAAUAUGUCAAAUUCUCUCUAUCAAUUAAAUUAAAUGAGAAAUGUUAAAAGACAAAGUGUUGCUUAGCA
Molecule: messenger RNA, 2082 nt
Organism: Cannabis sativa
Lineage: Eukaryota; Viridiplantae; Streptophyta; Magnoliopsida; Rosales; Cannabaceae
Product: protein MANNAN SYNTHESIS-RELATED 1
Exons: 6
Coding region: 327-1589 (420 amino acids)
Source: RefSeq, a predicted model, not a curated record